Molecule: messenger RNA, 1555 nt
Organism: Tilletiaria anomala UBC 951
Lineage: Eukaryota; Fungi; Basidiomycota; Exobasidiomycetes; Georgefischeriales; Tilletiariaceae
Exons: 5
Coding region: 226-1428 (400 amino acids)
Source: RefSeq, a predicted model, not a curated record
UCACAUUCGUGCUCACGGUGGCCGAUGUAGCCAAGCCAGAUCGUUCACCUUAACAGGCGAGGACGUCGGCUUCACUUCGCUUGAGAACCCAUCGAUCGUGCGAAGGCUGGGAAACUUUUUCCUUUUGGAGCACGCCGUCAACGCUCUUCCGUCUCUUUCCUAAGCAGCUUGGAUCGAUCCUUAGUGCAGCAGCAACGUGAAGCACAACUCUUCAAGACGUCAAUCAUGCCUCAAGAAUUCCUGCAUGUGUCACCGACUUAUGUGUUCGUCGGCGCGUAUCGCCUCUUGCACGACCCGCAGCUCUGGAAGCCAAUGUGGGCCAAAUGCUCCAAGGCAGCGAAGCGCGCUAGCUUGAUCGCCGGUGCUUGGGCGUUCUUCACGUGGCCUAUCCAGAAAUGGUUCGUCAGCUUUUUCAUGAGCACCAGUGCCAGCGUCACCGGAAUGAAAGGGAUUUACAAUACAUUGACUCGCACGGCCGACAGAGUGGACGAUCCGCUGGGCUUCACGCUCCCACUUCCGUCUCUCACCACUUUCGCUGCCAUGGUGUUCGUCGCAUCACAAUGCCAGACCAUAAUCGAGUUCUUCCUUCGCCGGCAGCUUGCCGAGUACCGAAACAAGGCAUACGAUGUGACGGUUGCCAGCAGAGGAAAAACUGCAGAUUGGUGGAUUCCAUACCAAGAAGAGUGGGAGGAGCCUCCGUAUGAAAAAGCGCAGAAGAAUUCCAAGAAAGCACCACUUUAUCGGCGUUUGGCGAGUCCGAUCAUCACGCGCGUCAUGCUUAGAGUCGUACUUCUUCCUCUCGAUUUCAUUCCAUUCCUGUCUCUUGCCGUGGGCGCCUACUUACGCUCGUUUUCUUACGGCCGCCAGCUGCUGACACCCUUCUUCGCGGCGAAGCGUAUGACGCCAAUGCAAGUGGACCUCUUCAUGACUGAGCGCCAGUUCAGCCUGCGCGCUUUCGGCUUCGCGUGCGCUACGGCGGAGCGCAUGCCGCUGAUCGGGAUUGCGCUGAGCAUCUCCAACCGCGUCGGCGCGGCGAUGCUCGCGCACGAUCUCGAGAAGCGACAGCACGCGUUUGCAAGCGGUGAGCUGAAGAAGUUGACGAAGGAGGAGACAUACAAUCUGGGCGAGAUCAGGGGGUGGAAAGACUUGGCCCGGCCGAGCAGUCCGAGUAGCAGUCAGAGGAACAAGCUGCCUUUUGCGCCGCAAGGUGAAAACGAUUUCGUCAUGCCUGGUGCGACAGUCUCGCCGCAGGCAGCAGCAGCUGAGCAGGCCAGGCGCAGGCAGGUCGCUUCCCGCAGUUCCCUUGCUGGCGCCGCAGUAGUGCCGCCUCCGCUGCCCAGCCGCCCGGCCGCCGCCGCACUGUACGACGAUGUCCCUCCUGCUUACACCGAGCAGGAUGCACGCCAGGCAGUAGGAGGGCAACCUUGAACUCGUAUGCAUUCAUGAUGAAUUUGGGAACGUUUGCUAUCAUGGUUCUAGUUCAUUGCAUUGCAAAGCAGACGCUUUCAACCUCGAUUGUCUGGUUAUCCUGUCUCCCUCACGCUUUGCGAACUGC